Molecule: messenger RNA, 1071 nt
Organism: Aspergillus sclerotioniger CBS 115572
Lineage: Eukaryota; Fungi; Ascomycota; Eurotiomycetes; Eurotiales; Aspergillaceae
Product: oxidoreductase, short chain dehydrogenase/reductase family
Exons: 5
Coding region: 97-1071 (324 amino acids)
Cellular component (GO): cytosol
Molecular function (GO): oxidoreductase activity
Source: RefSeq, a predicted model, not a curated record
CUAUGAUUCAUAAGACUACCACAGCCAGCCCCUAUCUCUUCAUCCUCUCGAUUCCCGCUCUCCUUGACUUGAUCCUAACCCCCACCCAGGAUCUUUAUGCGACUUCUCCGAGCAUACCACAGUACAAUCAGAUCCCUUCGACAGCUCUCCCCUUCGCCCGGGAUAUUCUCCGCAUCCACCCCACUUCCCUUUCGUACUGCGGUUCAACCAACAUUCGUCAAACGCACAAUGGCUACAGCAAUGGCAAAGCGCCUUGAAGGCAAGACAAUCCUCGUAACUGGUGCAUCGUCCGGAAUUGGUCGAAGCACUGCCAAGGAAUUUGCUCGCACCUCUCCCAAGAACUUGAAGAUUAUCGUGACUGCUAGACGGAUCGACUCUCUGCACGAGCUGGCUAAGGAGAUCAAGGAAGAAGUUGGUGAAGGCGUUAAGGUGUUGCCUGUGCAACUGGAUGUUAGCAACCCGGAAGAUAUCAAGAACUUUGUGCCUUCUUUGCCCGCGGAGUUUAAGGAGAUUGAUGUCUUGGUCAACAAUGCAGGCCUCGUCAAGGGCGUUGCCAAGGCCCCUGAGAUCGACCCUGAAGACAUCAAUGUCAUGUUCUCCACCAACGUUACUGGACUGAUCAACAUGACUCAGGCCAUCCUCCCCAUCUUCAAGACGAGAGCCGACGGUGGUCGAGGAGAUAUUAUCAAUAUUGGUAGCAUUGCUGGCCGCGAGCCUUACCCCGGUGGUAGUAUCUACUGCGCCACCAAGGCGGCUAUUAGAUCUUUUACCGAUGCCCUGAGGAAGGAGCUCAUCGCCACAAGAAUCCGUGUCAUUGAGAUCGACCCUGGCCAGGUUGAGACUGAAUUCUCCGUCGUGCGCUUCUACGGCGAUAAGUCGAAGGCAGAUGCCGUUUACGCAUGGUCAGGCACUAAUAGGAGAUGUUGCAGCGGCUGUGAGCCCCUUACCCCUGAUGAUAUUGCCGAGAUCGUUGUGUUUGCCGCUGGUCGGCGCGAGAACGUUGUGAUCGCGGAUACUCUGAUCUUCCCAAGCCACCAGGCAUCGCCGACUGCCAUGCACCGCAGGUCUUAG